Lasiosphaeria miniovina is the source of this 463-nucleotide messenger RNA. RefSeq lists its product as uncharacterized. NCBI's taxonomy places the organism in Eukaryota, Fungi, Ascomycota, Sordariomycetes, Sordariales, Lasiosphaeriaceae. The transcript has a single exon. Bases 4 to 258 code for a protein of 84 amino acids. The record is from RefSeq and is a predicted model, not a curated record.
GCCAUGACUGGGUAUCUCUGUCCGUCCGUGUGUCUGUUUAUAUCUAUAUAUCCCGUUACGGCGGAAGAGGGAUGUUGUGUUCUGUACGUGUGUUGUUUUGUAUAUGGUGGAAUAUGGGAUGGAAUCGGAUGGGAUGGAAUGUGGGAUAUUGGGGGGGAAAAGGCCGGCAAUGGCGGUGAUGUUACUGGGGUGCCGUGCUUGGUUGGUGGCUUUCUCUUUUUUUUUUUCUCUUCUGUUUCUAUCCGUCACGACGUAUGAUGUCAAUGCCAAGUGUCCAUGUCGAUAUUCCUCGAAUGCGAGGAAUAUAUAGAUAGAGCUAGCUAGUGUUUGGAACGCGGCCGACGAUGUAGAUGGCGCGCGUACGGGGUAAUGUCGUAUAUAUCCUAACGUAUAUUGCUGAGUUCCCGUGGGUCUAUGCACGUCGGUGAACGGCCUUUAUCUUUGGCCAUAGCCUAUAGCCCAG